This is a messenger RNA of Symbiodinium sp. CCMP2592, 1332 nucleotides long. Lineage: Eukaryota; Dinophyceae; Suessiales; Symbiodiniaceae. The record is from the annotation of a GenBank genome assembly.
AUGCACGUGAGCUGGGACGGUUGCGAUGCGAUCCGAAACAAAUUACGUGAGGGGGGCCCUGUCUUGGCCCCGGAGACAGGGCUUUAUUGCGAUAACAACGCUUGUGUGAAGAACUACUCCUUGCUACUACCUCUUUGCAUCGCUAUGCAGCAGCAGGACAGGAAACUUCCUUCGGUAUACGACCUCCGACAUGAAGAGACAAUCCUGCUGAGGAUGAACAAGAGAAUUGGUCCUGAAAUUCAGGAGACUGUUAGCAUGGAUAGCUUCCACAUCCGCAAGUUGAUGUCGCACAUCAAGGCCAAAGUGCGUCGCAAAGCGGGGCAACUUCCUGUGGUCACUAAGCGCGACCAGCUCGGUGUGAAGAGGAAGAGGAAGUCUAAAGGCAAAGGUGGCGGCAAAGGUGGUGGCAAGUCCGCCAAGGUGACAUGCGACGAGGCAGAAGCGGAAUCCAAGAUCCCCGAUGACGAGGCGCCGGAGGUUGAGGAGGGCAUCACAAGGACCAAGGGCAAGAAGAAGGGUAAGAAUAUGAAGAAAAAAGGUGGGAAGAAGGGCUUGAAACGUAAGCCGAGCGUCAUGGUGUCACCUUCGAAGCGCAAGCGCCGGAUGAUGAAGAUGUGGCCAGUGCCAGAAGAGAGCACUACUGGCGCCUUUGAGUAUGAGUCGGAGCGCGAGGCGGCUCCAAAGCGCAAGGCUGGGCCGAAGGCGAAGGCCAAAGCAAAGGCCAAAGCAAAGGCCACAGCAAAGGCCACAGCAAAGGCGAAAGCAAAGGCGAAGGCUACGGCUUCGCCAAAGGCGAAAAGCAAAGCCAAGGCCAAGGCCAAGGCCAAGUCCGGGCCUCGCGCGAGGCGUGCUAUGGAGCUGGACGACGAUGAGUAUGCCCGCAUCUCUGUCGAUGACGCCGUUGUGAAGUACCUUUCGAUGGACACAGUGGAGCAGCUCCAUACAGCCAUGGUCGAGUUUGCUGAGAAGUUCAGUGGCGAGGAGCAAUCCCAUUCGCUGAAGCUUCGGAUGAAAGCUGAGCUUGCGCAGUCUGAUGCUUGCAGCUUGACGCAUUACUGGACCAGGUGUUCCACUGGCGUCCUUUUGAAAGAGUCCAAGAAGGAGCUUGUGAACCUCAGUGUUGCCGGUGGGCCGAAACAUGCGGCAUGGACAGCCAAGAUGGCUAUGACAAUGAAAGCCGGUGAGCUUGUGAGCAUCGUUGUGGAUGGCUUGAUCGCCGAUAGCAUCACGAACCAAUGGAUCGUGACAAAGUCUGUCGAGGCCGAUUCAUUCAUCACGGUGAUCAAGGAGCAGCUGCUUGAAGCGCUGCGGACGCUUUCCCGGGCAGAGUAA